UCCACAGUCACAAUGAUUUGCUGCUGUUUCAGUGUUUCCCGAGAAAAACUGACAAGAACCAAUUUGGUUCACCGUGUGGCGUUUUGUACCUUUAAAAAAAUAGUUUGAAAGAAAUAAGUCUUGAAACUUUCAUUGCACUAUCUUGGUACCGCCUUGUUGUGACUGCGAUUUUCUUAUCCUUUUAUUAAUUUAUUGGCAUGGCGGAGGAUAAGUCAGCCCAGUUCGACGGGAUGCUGUUUGCCAUGGCUCAGCAGCAUCCUGGCGGGGUUCCUGAGCUUUUGGAUACGAUUUUCGGGUUUUUAGCCCGAAAAACUGAUUUCUACACAGGCGGAGGUCCUGGAGCCGCGGAGAAGCUGGUACUUGGUGCCUUUCGGAAACAUGAGAAAUCAGCUGUUGGCGUGAAGGAGGCUGCGCAAAAAGAUCGCGAAACACGACAAAAGAAGCAAGAGGAGAAGAAAGCCAAGGAACGCGAACAGGACGCCAAAACGGCCAUGCAGGCUAAUGAACCGCGCAUUCAAGAAUUAACGGACGAGGAAGCUGAAAAGCUGCAGAAAGAAAUUGAUGCGGAAAAGAACAAGCCGUCCGGGACACCUGUUUCGCCGGUAGCGAACGACCAAGCCAAAGGAGAUGCAACCAAAACAGAGGAAGAAGAGGAUGAGGACGCCAAAGGAAAGGUUCCUCCUAAUGCCGCAAACGGCUGCGACUUACCGAAUUAUCGUUGGGGACAAUCACUUUCCGAAAUUGAGUUGGAUGUUCCUUUGAAAGUUGCCCCUAACCUCCGACUGAAAAGCAGUGAUAUUGUGGUUGUAUUCGAGCAGCAGCAUCUCCGUGUUGGCGUGAAAGGCCAGACACCGAUCAUUGACGGUGAUCUUCCGCAUCGAGUAAAAGUGGAAGAAUGUACGUGGUUUCUUGAAGGCAAAAGCGGCAUCCAUUUGACACUCGAAAAAAUUAACAAGAUGGAAUGGUGGGACCAGCUUGUCACCAGUGAUCCCCUGAUUAACACCAAAAAAGUCAGUCCCGAGCCGUCCAAACUGGGCGAUCUGGAUGCGGAUACGAGGCCUUUUGUUGAAAAAAUGAUGUAUGACCAGCGCCAGAAAGAACUCGGUUUGCCGACAUCGGAAGACCAGAAAAAGCAGGAUCUUUUGAAGAAGUUCAUGGAGCAACACCCCGAAAUGGAUUUUUCGAAAGCCAAGUUUUCCUAAAACCUGAAUUCCGUUGUGGAAUUUCUCGUGCCAGAGCUGUGGCUUUAAUUAGGUGUUUUGUACUUUCCUGAUAUUUUCUCAUUCUUAUUAAAUAGCAGUCCAUCCUUUUUGGUCGGGAGAUUAUCCGCAUGAGUCGUCUGCGGUGUUGCUGCGGAAGUUAGUGCAUAAAGUGAUAUCUCCGUUAA
Molecule: messenger RNA, 1387 nt
Organism: Paramacrobiotus metropolitanus
Lineage: Eukaryota; Metazoa; Tardigrada; Eutardigrada; Parachela; Macrobiotidae
Product: nuclear migration protein nudC-like
Exons: 7
Coding region: 198-1202 (334 amino acids)
Biological process (GO): protein folding
Cellular component (GO): cytoplasm
Source: RefSeq, a predicted model, not a curated record